CUUCAGGUUAUGAAAUGGGAAGCCAGCGAGGAUGCAGGGACAUGGGCAGUAAGUCCCCCGUUGGUGGUUAAGGCAGCAAAUGCUUAAGUUGUAAACGGUAAGAAGCUCCUGCUCCCUGCUCCUCCUUACUAUCUGCCAGCCCCUCUUUGAAGCUGCUAAUGAGUAAGCAGACUUCACAGGCAAGUUCAGACUCCUUCCCAGCAGCGUGGGCACUGCAGUCACUGGGGGUCCCGGGCGUUCCUUUGCAGUUUCCUAGCCGGAUGGUGAAAACAAUAAUGCAGCCUAAUUGGUCCCUGGUUCUUUCUAGUGAAUGAAGGAGGUUUCUGUUUUAAGAAAUAAAGUGCCUUAGCUGUUGAUUCACUGCCCACAGGGAGAUUUCUGAGCACAGGCUUCCUAGCCUCCGCGGAGAUUUGCAUACAACUUCCACUUCCUGCUUCAGAGCCUGUUCUACAACUUACCUGGCCCUGGACAGGGCAAAAGAAGUCCAGAGCAACCCGAGGUGAAGGCAAGAGAAGCAGAAAGCGCGACCACCCCCAGCUGUCUGUCUGUGUGUCUGUCCCUCGUGGGUCUAAGAAACUAGAAUGAACCGAAGCAUUCCUGUGGAGGUUGAUGAAUCAGAACCAUACCCAAGCCAGUUGCUGAAGCCAAUCCCGGAAUAUUCUCUGGAAGAGGAAUCAGAACCACCUGCUCCAAAUAUAAGAGACAUGGUGUCCACCAGCUUGCCUGUACCCAACCCCCCUCACUGUACCUCAGGAGACUUUUCUCAGGCUUACCCUCCCCUGAAACUUGCAAAUUAUCAGCGACCUGUGUCCCAGGAGGUCAUCUGCCUACGCACUAAAGUCCUGGAGGAGAGUGAUGGCAGUUUCUUCAGGAGGCAUCCGGAUCCUGGCAAAGAUUUUCCCUUGGGUGCCUCUACCACCCGCCGGCCAGGGUCUGUGUCUGUGGCUACACCCCUCCCCCAACAGCAUCAGUUUUCACUUAUGGAAAAACGUAAUCCAUGGCUGGGAUCUCAGCUUUCAGCAGCUUCUCCUGACACUGGCCAUGACUCAGACAACUCAGACCAAAGUUUACCUAAUGCCCCAGCUGACUCUUUGGGCAGUGGCCAAGAGACAGUGCCACAGCCACAGCCACAGCUCCACAGGAACCAGACAGCCCCAGAUCUGCCAACGAUAGAUACAGGAUAUGAUUCCCAGCCCCAGGAUGUCAUGGGCAUCAGGCAGCUGGAAAGGCCCCUGCCCCUCACCUCUGUGUGCUGCCCUCAGGACCUCCCUGGCCCACUCAGGUCCAGAGAAUUCUUGCAGUUUGAACCUCAGAGGUACCCAGCCUGUGCCCAGAUGCUACUUCCCCAUCAUUCCCCACAUGCUCCAUGGAACUAUCACUACCACUGUCCUGGAAGGCCCGACCCCCAGAUACCAUAUGGGCACAAUUACCCUCAAGCAGCCUACCAGCAAGUGAUCCGGCCAACUCUGCCUGGGCAUCCCCUUCCUGGAGCAACUGUGAGAGGCCUGCACCCAGCACAGAAGGUCUGGCCGAAUUAUCCCAGCCCCCAGAACCAAGAAGACAGGCCUGUAGGGAGAGACUAUUCCUUCCCAGAGCUUCCAAGGGACCAGCAGCACUACCAGCCACCUAAUGGGACUGGUGUUCCCGAAGAGUCCUCACAACAUCCCGCAGAGCUGAGACCACAGGCUCCCCAGGCUCUGGCCCCAGUUGCUGUGCCUAGACCCCCUAGUAACCCAUUACCCCGAGGAACUCUAAAAACUAGCAAUUUGCCAGAAGAAUUGCGCAAAGUCUUCAUCACUUAUUCUAUGGACACAGCUAUGGAGGUGGUGAAAUUUGUGAACUUUUUGUUGAUAAAUGGCUUCCAAACUGCAAUUGAUAUAUUUGAGGACAGAAUCCGAGGCAUUGAUAUCAUUAAGUGGAUGGAGCGCUACCUUCGGGAUAAAACAGUGAUGAUAAUCGUAGCCAUCAGCCCCAAAUACAAACAGGAUGUGGAAGGCGCUGAGUCGCAGCUGGAUGAAGAUGAGCACGGCUUACAUACUAAGUACAUUCAUCGAAUGAUGCAGAUUGAGUUCAUAAAACAAGGAAGCAUGAAUUUCAGAUUCAUCCCUGUGCUCUUCCCAAAUGCCAAGAAGGAGCAUGUGCCCACCUGGCUUCAGAACACUCAUGUUUACAGCUGGCCCAAGAACAAAAAAAAUAUCCUACUGCGGCUGCUCAGAGAGGAAGAGUAUGUGGCUCCUCCCCGUGGGCCUCUGCCAACCCUUCAGGUGGUACCCUUGUGAUGCCAACCAGUCCCAGACCACUGGAGCCAUUCCACACUUGAGAUUCUGUUCUGAUAGCCUUCUGCUAGUUGAAGCUGGUCUGUGACACUGGUGGCUGCUUUUCAGCAUAUUGCUUCUGCAGUGCAUUUGCCCCCCAGGACAGGCUGCUCUGCAUUUUCUUGCUUUGCUAAAACCUGCUGAAGGUACCUAUGUCAGCAUGUUCCUAUGUACAGUAUGAUGUGUCCAUUCUGGGCCUCUUGGUGCUUAGUGAGUAGAUAAUGUAAGUCGGCAGUACAGCAGCAAAUGGCGAAUGACCUCAACAUUCCCGUUGCUCCAGGCUACUUUUAUGAGUUAGCCAGAUGUUUGUGUGUCCUCAGACCAAACCGCUCCAUGUACAAAUAAUAAAAUGUUUACUCUUUCCUAAGAGUGUGUUUCACUUAUCUCAAGGGAGAUAAACAUAUAUUAAUUUAUAAUGAUAUGGACAGCCACCUC
Molecule: messenger RNA, 2750 nt
Organism: Octodon degus (degu)
Lineage: Eukaryota; Metazoa; Chordata; Mammalia; Rodentia; Octodontidae
Gene: Traf3ip2
Product: TRAF3 interacting protein 2
Exons: 9
Coding region: 582-2279 (565 amino acids)
Biological process (GO): humoral immune response; positive regulation of canonical NF-kappaB signal transduction
Source: RefSeq, a predicted model, not a curated record